Molecule: messenger RNA, 4524 nt
Organism: Malaya genurostris
Lineage: Eukaryota; Metazoa; Arthropoda; Insecta; Diptera; Culicidae
Product: importin-4-like
Exons: 6
Coding region: 320-3580 (1086 amino acids)
Biological process (GO): protein import into nucleus
Cellular component (GO): nucleus; cytoplasm
Molecular function (GO): nuclear import signal receptor activity; small GTPase binding
Source: RefSeq, a predicted model, not a curated record
AUAAACUCUCAUAACAACCGUGUUACAUCUCCUUUCCGCCGUUUAUUCUUAUCAGAAAUUCGCACAUUUUUGUUAUUUGAGGUUAACUUUAAUAAAAAAAUUACCAGCAAGGAAGGACGUGUAGUGAAAAUUUUUGUGAUCUCGAAGUAUUGACUACUCCUAUUCAUAAACUUGCGGGUUAAUAAAAAUUGGAUUCAAUCUUGACAAAUAUCAGCAUUCUUGAGAAAAUUGGGCCUUAUUUGAAAUUUAUAUAGUCUUUGUGCGAUUAAAAUCAGAUUUAAACUAAACUAAAAAAGUGAGCCCCUGUGAUUGCAUAAAAAUGGAGCAAAUUAUUAAAAAUCUGCUCGUUGCUGAUAGUGAUUUAAUACAACAGGCAACUGCCGAGUUAAAAGAAGCUUUCAAGCACCCGGAAACUAUUCCACAGCUGUGUGAGAUUGCCGUUAGUAACAAGGAUGCUCAAGUGCGUCAGUAUAGCGCUAUGCUACUAAAAAAGCAACUUAGCAAGCUGCGCCAUUGGCAGCAGGUUCCUGCCGACCAGCAGGUUUUAAUCAAACAAGGAAUGUUGGAAGCUAUCGUCAAGGAACCGGAAAAGUCCGUACGAAACGCUAUCACUGGAUUUGUCGGUGUAUUGGUUCGUCAUGAGGCAGCCAAAGAUGAAGCCUGGAUGAACGAAGUUCUCAAGUUCAUGUUUGAGAGCACCAGCUCCAGCGACCCAAAGCUCGCGGAAAUAGGUUCUGCGGCAUUUGCUACACUAACUUCUACGUCGCCUGAUCAAUUCAUUCCACACUUUGAUGCCGUUUGUCAGCUGUUUUCCUCUGCACUGAUGGCAACGGCAGCUAGCGGAAACAUGAGCACUCCAGUUGUUUACAAUAUUCUGCUGGGAAUGUCACACAUGGUCUCAUUUAUAACGGGACAUCCAACGGCAGAGAAUACCUACCAGGCUUCGAUUCCGUACGUAGUUAAAGCGCUCGUAGGAUUUGCCCGACAAGACACGUUCAAGUUCAUUGAAGCAUUCGACAUUUUGGAGAACUUAGCCGAUGAAUCCUCGCGUAUUCUUACUCCUCACCUGAAACUUCUGAUCGAGUUCUGCUUAGAGGUAGCUAAAAUGAAUGAUUUAGAAGAUUCCGUACGCGUGAAAGCGAUCACCUACAUUGGAUGGUUGGUACGAUCGAAAAAGAAAAUGAUCAUCAAACAGAAGUUGGUUGAACCUAUUGUGAUUGAACUGUUUAAGUUGAUGCGUGUCGCGCCGGACGUAGAAGAAGAGGAUGAAGAGUACUUCGGUAGCAAUGAAGUAUCCACUCCCAGUACUUGCGCUGCACAAACGCUGGACGUUUUGGCUUUGCAUAUCCCGCCCAAACAACUAAUUCCAACCUUGAUGGCCCUGUUGGAACCGGCUCUUCGUGGAACAGAUGCCCUGGCAAAGAAAGCUUCGUACCUUUCGAUUGCAGUCAUAGCCGAAGGUUGCUCCGAACAUAUAUGCAGUAAAUAUUUGAAACCACUUCUGGAUGUGAUAAAAACUGGAAUCACAGAUCCUAAUCCGAUGAUUCGAAACGCGGCCCUGUUUGCAUUGGGACAAUUCUCCGAACAUCUCCAGCCGGAGAUAUCACAGUAUGCUGAAGAGAUACUACCGAUUCUGUUUGAAUUUUUACAACAACUUUGCCUGCAAAUCCGAAGUGGUGGUAAGGAACCACCACACAUCGAUCGUGUUUUCUAUGCCCUUGAGACAUUCUGUGAGAAUCUAGAAGAUCAACUAACACCUCAUCUGCCGAUUUUGAUGGAACGUCUGUUCGAGGCCCUGGACGCACGCAACACCGUACAUCUGAGGGAACUUUCGCUGACGGCCAUUGCAGCCACCGCAAAUGCAGCUAAAUCUAACAUGCUACCAUAUUUUCCUCGUUUGAUCGAUUGUCUGAAAAUUUAUUUGGUUAAAACUGAAGACGAAAACAUUUGCACUUUGCGCCCCCAGGCGAUCGACACAUUUGCAGCAUUGGUCAGAACGAUUGGAAGGGACAACUUUCUACCGCUGGCAGUUGACACUCUCAAUUUGGGCCUUACAAUGCUAGAUGGCUGCAAUGACCCAGAUCUACGGAGAAGUUGCUACAAUCUGUUCGCAUCCAUGGCUGCAUCUGUCAAAGAGGACAUGGCCGGAUCUUUGAAUAAGAUUGUCGAAUCCAUGCUGGAAAGUGUCAAGAGCACGGAAGGAAUAGUGCCAACGUAUAAAGAUGACGAAGAGGAUCUUGAACUUCCGAACGGUGUCGACGAUGAGGAAGAUGACAAAGAGUACGACAUUGAAAAUUCCGACAAUGACAACGAAGACGAUGAAGAUCUCGCUGGUUACACAGUGGAAAAUGCGUUCAUGGAUGAGAAAGAAGAAGCGAUUCUGGCGUUGAUGGAGUUUGCUGAGCACACGGGACCGGCAUUUGCUCCAUUCAUCCAAACUGCUUUCGAGGAAAUUUAUAAACUAAUCAAUCACCCAAGUGAGGAUAUUCGCAAAGCUUCGAUUGAUGCUUUGAAGCAGUUCGUCAUUUCGCUACACGAGCUAGGCAAUGUGGAAGGUGUGAAUCAAACCAUUCUCAUACUCAUUCCCAAGCUAAGUCAAAUUAUUCGCACCGACGAGGAACGCUCGGUGGUCAUGUCCGGAUUGGAUGCCUACAGUGACAUCAUGGAGAAAGUGGGUGCUGCUGCCCUUCAAGCCGAUGGACAGAAGGAUGCCAUUUUUGGAUGCAUAGUGGACGUUUUGAAUGGAAAAGUAGCCUGCCAGUUUGACGAGCCGAUCGACGAAGAACAGGAAGAAAGUGAAUACGAUGAAGCAAUUAUCGAGUCGGCCGGAGACAUAUUGCCCAAGUUUGGACGAGCUCUACCAGCGGCGGAGUUUGCGGUUUACUUUGGACGUGUUUGGCCUUACUUUAUUCAAAAAAUUGAAAAAACGAAACAGAUAGACGAAACAAACGACUUACAGCGCGCUUUCGCCCUUGGCGUCCUAUCCGAGUGUUUCAGCGGCCUUAAAGAGUUCACAGUGAACUGGUUUGAAACACUGCUGCCAAUUUUCCUGUCGUGCGUGCAGGAUCGUAUCAAUGAAGUGCGAAACAACGCCGUGUACGGUAUCGGGGAAAUGGUUCUGAACGGCAAUGAAUGCUCAUACAAGCACUACCCACAAAUUUUGACAUCACUUUCCGGCGUUGUCGCUAAAGAGCAGCAUGCCGGCACCUUGGACAACAUCUGCGGUGCUUUGGCACGUUUAAUCACCACCAACAGUAGUUUAGUGCCAAUGAAGGAAGUUCUUCCAGUUUUCGUCCAAUACUUACCACUUCGGGAAGAUUUCGAAGAGAAUUUGGCCGUUUUCCGUAGCCUGGACGUCAUCUACCGGCAAGGAAAUGAUAAUUUAAUCCCGCUACUUGGCCGUGUCCUGAUCAUUGCAUUACAGGUUCUGUACAAGAAGCAACACAAUGAUGACGAGUGUCGCGACUUGGUGUUUAAUUUCGUGAAGCAGAUCAGUAAGGACUUUCCCGAAAAGUUUACUGAGGUGGUACGCAGUGACGCCGACAUUGCCAACUUCGUCCAAACGCUUCCGCUCCAGUAGAAGAAGGUGCGUGUGCAUUUAAUGCGCAAACUAUACGUAUCAUACAUUGACCCAUAUCUGCAAACCUGCAUGCGCCGUGUUGAAAUGAAAAGUCGGCAGAAAACCAAAAAAGUCAACGGUGCAGCCAGGUCUGCAGAUGGCGGCGGUAGUUCGAAGUGAGUAAAUGUGGAAACGCGAGUGUUACACAAAGGAGUCAAAGUAGGUUUAUCAUACGAUUGAGAGUUGAGCAUGCAAGAGCUUCUCCACCCAGAUGUGGCCAAUAUCUAGAGCAUUAUAGAUUCUAUAUCAACCGAGCGCAACAUAUUGCUCGAUAUUCUCAUAACACAUUAUUUCCUAUUUGUUUUGAAACUCUAACCCAAUGUUAACAACCAUAUGUUAUAGUUUAUUUAUUCGUCCUAGAAUAAUUUGUUUUGAAAGCAUAAAAAUAUGGAACUAUUAUGCACUAAUAAUAAAUGAAUCAACUUCAUUCUAUGAUUAUUUGUCAUGAACAUUGUAGAUCGAGUACGAGGCCAAUUUCUACCGAUACAUAUUCCCUCACAAUAGAAAGCCAUAAACAAGUAGAAAAUAAAAAUAGAGCAUAUAUCUGUACCCUGAUGAGAUCACACCAACCGAAGCAUGUGAAAUAACUUUUAUUUUUAUAUGAGCUAAGAGAAAUAUGACCUAAUACUCAUUCUGAAAAAAAAGAAGUAUUUUAAAUCCAGCAUUGUUUCUGCUAUAUUCGGUACAUUCAUUGACUGGAGAUAAAGCAUCAAGUAAAAGCCUCUUUCUUAGUAUGGACAAUAUGUCGGUUCCUAGAAAAAAAAUAAUGAAUAUUACAGUAAAUCUAAUGAUCUAAUGCAAAUUUGUCAAAUUAAGUCUGAUCGAAAAAAAUGGCACUAUUUACUAUCCUUCCCAGAGUAUGUUAUGUUUAUACAGCCAAUUAAAAAUACAAGUUUUAUCUGAAA